UAACACGUUCACGCCGGCGUGCCCCACCGGUGGUUCACACUUGACUGUUCCGUGGGGCGACGUGCAUCACAGGUCCUUAUGGUGUGCUGCCAUGGCGCUGGUGAUCGGGUCGGCAUCUGCAAGUUCAUUGCUCCUUGAUGACGUGGUGUAUGACACACUAUACCAAUACCCACCUGGAAUUAUUCUGAAAGACGGAGCAGAAUAUGACUACGUUGUGGUCGGGGCGGGGGCGGCUGGUGCUGCGGCCGCUUCUCGACUGGCGCUGAAGGGGUUCAGUGUUGUACUCAUAGAAGCCGGUGGUGAUCCUGACGCACUUUCUAAAAUCCCAAUGGCUGCAAUGGGGCUCCUCGGAUCACCUAUCGACUGGCAAUACAAGACCAUAUCCAACAACGUAUCCUGUCUCUCCUUUCAGGGUAAACAGUGCAGGUUUGCACGCGGAAAGUGUCUCGGAGGCUCAACUUCUAUUAACUAUAUGCUGUACACCAGAGGAAACCGACUUGAUUAUGAUGAAAUGAACAUUCCUGGCUGGAGAUGGAAGGAUUUGAAACCAUAUUUCCUCCGUUACGAAGGACUUCAAAUCGCAAAAAAUUACCCACCAUCUUCAAGGAUCUACCACAACACAUCCGGCAUUUUGAAAAUUGAGUAUUUCGAUGAUCCCCGAAAUCCGUGGCAAUUCCGGCUCGUCACUGGAAUGAAGGAUUUAAAUGUGCCAUUCAAUAAAGAUUUGAAUGGAAAGAACCAAAUCGGCGUGUCAAAGGUGGCGGGCUAUGUGUACAAGGGUGAGCGCAUGAGCACCGCUCGUGCGUACCUGUCUAGAGACGAUGUUAAGAAAGCCUUAAACGUAGCCAAGAAUGCUUUUUGUACCGGUGUCAUCAUAGAUGACAAUAAUGUCGCAAGGGGCGUAACAGUCAUUCAAGGUCUGCUGAAUGUAACCGUGUUAGCGCGGAAAGAAGUAAUCUUGAGUGCAGGCGCAGUUGGAACUCCACAGAUUCUUAUGUUAUCAGGCAUAGGACCAGAUUAUCAUUUAAAAAGUUUGGGAAUUAAAGUGCGGAAAAAUCUGACAGUCGGUGACGAUAUGAGUGACCACGUCCUACCGCUGAUAAUAGUUAAAGUGGAUAAAGGACACAGCAUACCUCAAAAAUUAUCACCACUUAUUGGGAGAGCAGCACAACUUGGGCAAUUCCUCGUGGCUGGAGAUGGACCCCUAGCUUCUAAUGGCAUUACGGAUAUUGUUACCUUAAUGAACAGCGAUUGCUAUGAUUACAAAAAUCGUAAACUGUAUAAUAAUAGUACUAAAUGUGAAUACGCAGACUUGCAGAUCAUUGCCGCCUACGUCGACAGGAGCUUGGUGACAGUCGCGAAACCAUUGUUCAAGCACGCGAUAGGUCUCAACGACGACGUUGUUGAACAGAUAAGUAAAGCGAACGAGGAUUACGCUUUAAUAAUUUUAUCACCGGUCGUAUUGAAACCGUAUUCUCGUGGUAAUAUCCGUCUCGCUAGUGCUGAUCCUACCGAACAACCCGCGAUAUUCGCUAACUACUUAGGAGAUUCCCGAGAUGUCGAUCAAAUGCUGAAACACAUAAUAGUUUUAGAGCAUCUGGUGGAAGCGCCGACCUUUAAGAAACAGAAUGCCUCAAUCCUGCAUCUAAACCUACCUGAAUGUCCAUCUUAUGAAAAAUCUAGAGUAAAAUAUUGGAGAUGCUAUGCAAGGAGUAUGACUUAUGCCGUCUAUCACGCCGUGGGGACAUGUGCGCUGCAAAGAGUGGUUAAUGAAAAGCUUCAAGUGUAUGGCGUGAAGAAUUUAAGAGUUGCCGAUUUGAGCGUAAUGAAGAAACUAGUUAGGGGCAAUACAGAGGCAGUAUCAGUAGCUAUCGGCGAGAGACUAGUUGAUCUCAUCGUGGACGACUUGAAUAAGAAGACGAAGUGUUGUCCUAGGGCUAAAUAAUACUGCGCACCUGAUUAUAGGGAAAAGCUAUAAAUGACUUCAUUAAAAAUAAUAAUAAUCAAAA
Messenger RNA from Bombyx mori (domestic silkworm), 2009 nucleotides. Its product is annotated as ecdysone oxidase-like. The record is from RefSeq and is a predicted model, not a curated record. NCBI's taxonomy places the organism in Eukaryota, Metazoa, Arthropoda, Insecta, Lepidoptera, Bombycidae. The transcript is spliced from 4 exons. The coding region runs from base 92 to 1945 and encodes 617 amino acids. Gene Ontology annotation, molecular function: flavin adenine dinucleotide binding; oxidoreductase activity, acting on CH-OH group of donors.